AUGGCGACGUUAAAUCUCCAAUUCAAACGCGCCUUGGAGACCACUUGCAACAGCAACAAAAGCGACGACAUAGACGACGACGACAACCACAAGACGAAGAAAUUAAUGACGCAUAAUCUAGAUUAUACAGUAACGACACUCGCCUCACAAAACUAUGAUUUCACUCUUCACGAAAUUCCAAUUAAAGAAUACAACAACAAAUGUAACAAAAAUAUCAACAACAACACCAAUGGUAAUGAUCAAGAAUUAGAAGGAGGAGGAGAAGAAGUAGAAGAAGAAGAAGAAGAAGACGAUGAUGUAAUAGAAGAAGAAGAAAAUUAA
This is a messenger RNA of Helobdella robusta, 321 nucleotides long. RefSeq lists its product as hypothetical. The transcript is spliced from 4 exons. The record is from RefSeq and is a predicted model, not a curated record. Bases 1 to 321 code for a protein of 106 amino acids. Lineage: Eukaryota; Metazoa; Annelida; Clitellata; Rhynchobdellida; Glossiphoniidae.